Molecule: messenger RNA, 399 nt
Organism: Puccinia graminis f. sp. tritici CRL 75-36-700-3
Lineage: Eukaryota; Fungi; Basidiomycota; Pucciniomycetes; Pucciniales; Pucciniaceae
Exons: 5
Coding region: 1-399 (132 amino acids)
Biological process (GO): protein transport
Cellular component (GO): membrane
Source: RefSeq, a predicted model, not a curated record
AUGACUAUUCAUGGUCAUUGUAUUAGCUUGGAAAUUGGUCACCUCAAUAUUUCUUCUGAAGAGUGGGGCCUCAAACGGCAUGUGUACAAUGCAUAUGCGAAAGAACAUUCCAUCUUCUAUCUACUAUACUUCGACAUCCCAAGCAUGGGCUUGGCAGGGCUGAUUAACAUGAUUGCAGCCUUUGGUAGGGGGAGAAUUUUUACUGGAUUCUUUGAGGUCAUUGCAACUGUCGGAUGGGCAUUCCUAGCCCUGGGGAAUGCCUGGAUGUGGAAAGCGGUUUGGAAAAAUUGGCACGAUAAGGGCCAUACUUUCAAUCAGGCAAAGAGCAAAUUUUCUACUACUGGUCUUAAGGCUUAUUUCAGCUGCGGUAAAAGGUAUGCAAUCCGACCCAAGAACUGA